Paramecium tetraurelia is the source of this 1732-nucleotide messenger RNA. RefSeq lists its product as uncharacterized. NCBI's taxonomy places the organism in Eukaryota, Ciliophora, Oligohymenophorea, Peniculida, Parameciidae. The transcript has 4 exons. The record is from RefSeq and is a predicted model, not a curated record.
AUGUUCAUUGUUUUAAUAUUACUUCUUUUAAACCAGGUUGAGAGUAAUAGAAUCAUUAAACCAAACUUGACAGUUAUAGAUGAGACAUUUUAGUCCAAUGAUUUUUACAGAUAGGCGUCUGAGAUUAUUGAAAUUCCUUAUGGAGCUUAUCCAGGAGUCUUUGCCAUCGACUUACAUUAAAGGGUUAAAGGCGAGAUUAGUAACCAAAGCAUUAAUUUGGGAGAUUUUUAAAAGGUAGAAGAAGAUCUCUUGGAGGAGGACGGUUGUUAUUCAAUAUAGAGGAACAUUGAAAUAAGCAUGAAGUUGAAAUUGUGGCUUGAUAAAAGUGGUUUAACACGGGAUAUAUACUGUACUGAUGUGGCUUUGGCUGAAAAAUUUAAGAAGGCUUAUGUUGUCAGAAAUGAUUUUUAAAUUAUACAAGUGGAUUUAAAUUAGGGUUUAUUCAGACUUUAGCUUGACCCUAUAAGACAUUCAUUUGCCUAUCUACUUAACUAUGACGAGGAGAACACUGAUUAUCAUCCUUAUUUAGUUGGAGACAGAGAAUCAAAUAAAAUAUUUAUAUUCACAACAAACGGAGGAUUGAGCUUCGAUAGUAAUUCCAAGCUUGACAUAGAAUUUAAAGUAGAAGAGGAGAUAAAGCAAAGAGAUAAAAUCUACAAUGUUCAUUAUAAUGAGAAACAUUAAUUGAUAUUUGUGGCUUGUGGACAUGAAGGUAUAGAUAUAUACAAAAUAAAUAAUGGAACUUUAGUAUUCAUGAAGGAUAUUUCAGCUUAGUAUCUAGGAAUUGAUAGUUAAAUAGUUGAUGUGAAUAGUAAUGGAGAGGAUGGAUUGUACGUAUUAGAUUUGGAGAGAGGAUUAAAAUUUUAUUGGAUCAAAAAUAUGAUGGAAUUGGUUUACUAAUUUACUAUUGCAAUUUCAAAUGGUUAAAGUUUUGAUUUUUAUGAUAAUACAUUCUUUAUUGUGGCCAAAACAAUCAAUAAACAAGAUUUUGCAAUUGAGGUCUUUGUUAAUUAAGUAACUUACGAUUAUUAUAUCAAUAACCAUUUUUUUGACGAGAUGACCAUAAAUGAUGUGAGUGUCUUUUAAUACUAUGCUGUUUUGAUUGGAGAUGAUGGUCAUAAGAUUAUCUAUCAUUCAAUUUAUCAAGGUUUCUUAAAUUAAAAUUUAAUAUCUCACACAUCGUUCUAUUAACCUGAUUUGGUAACAGUAAAGGAAUUUGAAUUUGAGGGAGAAGAGUUUUCUAAUCAAAGGAUAUUUGCAGCAAUUAGUAAAUAUGAAUUCUAAUUGAUUAACAUAAUUAUGAAUAUGCCUAAAAUUGAAUGUAAAUAUAGUGAUGCUGGAGUCAGGUAGUUUUAUGUUAAGAUUAAUUCUACAAAUUGUGCAAAGAAGGAUAAGGAAAAUAAUUUAAAUUACUAAUUCACCUUAUGCAAUGUGUCUCAUUCUUUCACUUUUACAACAACUGAAUUAGAAGGAAAUUAUACUACAUAUGCUUAUUACACUCUUACAAUAUAUGUGUUAAUUGUGGUUGGUAUUUGGUUGGCUGUCCUUCUCUUCUAUUUAAUAAAGAAGUGGGGAUACAAAUUAAAAUACCUAAUUUGGAGAAAGAAAAUUGUUGAUGCUACUGCUCCAUAUAAUGAAAGCUUUGAUGCAAAGGAAACAGAGCUACCAGAAACAUAAAAACAAUGAUUUAAUUGAUAUCUAUAAAAAAUAUAAUCUCAAAAAAAUUAUUGUU